AAGGGAGUCCUCGCUUCAUCCGGGACCACAGCUCCAUGGUGAUGCGACGAGCCUGUUGUGUCUGUCGGACGUCCAUGCGAAGUCAAGUAAACCUGGGGAGGGUCGCUUGCCUGUCGGAGUAGGAGGAGGCUGGGGGGUGGGGUGGGGGGGGUGGUGGUCUCGGCUUUUUCUUCUUUUUUUUUUUUUUUGUUUUUUUUUGUGGAGUUUACAAUGCGCCUUUCACACGCGCCACGCCGCGAACGAUGAGACAAGUUCGCCGGACGUUUCGACGCUCCGCGAGCCCCUCUUGAUUCCCUGCAAAGCGAGUCUCGGUGAGACGGCGACGGCGGUCCUGGUAGCCGUGGGCGGGCAUGAAGAAGCCGAGCGCCCCGCUCACCGGGAAACGGUAGCGUACUGCGGGCACCGCAACUGCACAGGAACAUGGUCGAGAGGAGCAGCAAAUUCUUGUUGAUCGUGGUCGGAUCCGUGUGUUUUAUGCUGAUUCUCUAUCAGUACGUGGCGCCCGGGGUCAUCAAUUUCGGCUCGCCGCACGGCUACUUCGCCGAAGAGGACGAGGGGGACAUCUUCCCCACGCCGGACCCGCACUACGUCAAGAAGUACUUCUUCCCGGUGCGGGAGCUGGAGCGGACCGUCGAUUUCCAAAUCAAGGGGGAAGACGUGAUCGUGUUCCUGCACAUCCAGAAGACCGGCGGGACUACGUUCGGCCGCCACCUGGUGCAGAAUGUCCGCCUGGAGGUGCCGUGCGACUGCCGGCCGGGCCAGAAGAAGUGUACCUGCUAUCGGCCCAACCGCAAGGAGACCUGGCUCUUCUCGCGCUUCUCCACCGGCUGGAGCUGCGGCUUGCACGCCGACUGGACCGAGCUAACUAACUGCGUGCCCGGGGUUCUCAACAAGAAGGAGAGCAAGCAAAAAAAUCUAAGCAGGAAGUUCUAUUACAUCACGCUUCUGAGGGACCCGGUGUCGCGUUACCUGAGCGAGUGGCGCCACGUGCAGCGGGGGGCCACGUGGAAGACCUCGCUGCACAUGUGCGACGGGCGCACGCCCACGCCCGAGGAGCUGCCCUCCUGCUACGAGGGUUCCGACUGGUCCGGGUGCACCCUGCAGCAGUUCAUGGACUGUCCCUACAACCUCGCCAACAACAGACAGGUGCGCAUGUUGGCCGACUUGAGUCUGGUGGGCUGCUACAACAUGUCCACAGUGCCCGAGAAGAAGCGGGCCCAGCUCCUCCUGGAGUCGGCCAAGAAGAAUUUGCGAGACAUGGCCUUCUUUGGCCUGACGGAGUACCAGAGGAAAACCCAGUUCCUCUUCGAGCGGACCUUCAGGCUGCGCUUCAUCCGGCCCUUCAUGCAAUACAACAGCACCCGCGCCGCCGGGGUGGAUCUGGACAACACCACGGUGCAGCGCAUUGAGGAGCUGAACGAGCUGGACAUGGAGCUGUACGACUACGCCCGCGACCUCUUCCAGCAGCGCUACCAGUACACCAGGCAGCAGGAGCGCCGGCUGCAGCGCCUCAAGAACCACAUGCAGCAGAGCCACCAGGGCCCGGGCCUCAGCCUGUGGCCCUCGGCCCGCCGCUGCCCCCCGGGCCCCGAGCGGGACGACGACGGUGACGAGGAAGAGGGCGGCCGGACGGAGGAGGCGGCAGCGACGGGCGGCGGUCGGCUCCCCACCGAGGACUACAUGAACCAGAUCAUCAACCGCUGGUAGCGACCGAUCCGCCGCUGCCGAGACUGCUUUUGCAUUUCAAGUGACGGUUUAAAAAAAAAAAAAAAAAAAAAAGAGAGAAAAAAAAAACAAAGUCGGGUUGCGCCGUUACUAUGACGACCAGGGGCCGUCUGGCUCGGGGUUCGCCCAUUUAUUAGCGCUCGCCCAUCACCCCGCCGCUGAGUUCCUCUGUAUCUCCCGCCAUCAUUAGCGACUGAUAUUUUUAAAGACUCUGACAUCCAUUUGUCUCUUCCUCAAAAGUGUGAAUUCGUGGAUCAGACGGCGAUGGAUCCGCAAUAUUUCCUGGACUGUGUGCUCCAAAGCCCACAUCGCUCACUUGUCGGACCAUUUUAGCUCAUUGUGUCUUCUGUGUGGGUUGAUGCUUUUUUUAAAGCAGAAUUGUAGUAACACUGAGACCAACAUGGCUGCCUGAAGAUUCCUUCUUUACUAUGGAAAGCUGGUUGAGCAUUUUGUUUUCCGUAUCCUCAAUGUCCAGCUUAAAGUCCAUAUACUAGUACACUCGCAGACAAUUCGGCGCACUUCAAUAAAUGCUCAAUCAGAUUUAUGAAAAACUGUUUGAGCAUUUAUUGGAUAUACUUUACCACUAUUAAUGCCACUUUGGGUCUUAGUAUGCAAUCAAAUCUAAGUUGUAAACUACUGUGCUGCACUAUGUAACACUCCUUAGCCCAGUUGAAGGCACUAGUUUGAACAAUGAUACUAGUAAGACAGUCGUUCUACUAGAGCGCCAAAUAGUCAAGGAUAUCGAAUAAAUGCUCAAACGGCUUUCCAUAUGUACUUUCUUUUUUUGUUGUUGUUGUUUCUGUUUAGUUUUAGUCCUUGCCCGCCGGAGCGAAGCUUCGCCUCGCGCCGGCGUUGAGGGACCUCUCUCCUGUUUCACCUGCAGACGUCUGACAGCCAAUUAGCACGGCUCACUCCCGUCAGUCGGGAAGGCCUCAAACUCCGCACACGAGGGAGGGAAGUGGCGCUCGCCAUGGCGGCCGCUGCCCUUCAUUUAGCGAGGGGCAUUUUUCAGUUUUUCUUAUUUUCGUUUAUAUUUUGUUUGUUUUCUUUCUAUCUCUCCUCCUUCAGACCAAAAGGGUGGUUCAUUAGCUAUUUAACAGCUUUGAAGCGCAGAGGCGGCAGUGCCUCCAUGUGUUGCGCAUCGGGGACGGGGAACCUGCGGUGUGGGGGCCAUUUGUGGACCCCCCGCAGAGGGCGUUAGGUCCGAAUCUGAUGUCAUCUGCCAAAAGAAAGGAAGCCGCUCCUCAUUGAAUAUUACACGAGCUCGGUGAUUCCCAACCUACUGUACAUACUGGGUUUGGUUAUAAAAAGUAUAUACAGUGUUACCCCACAUAUGCGGAUAUUUUUUUUUAUUUUAUUUUUUUUUUUGGGGGGUGGACCUAUCCUCCAUUUUUUUGCUAAACAAAAUGCAUAUACCCAAAAAAAAGGUUUACAAUUGCCUAUGGAUGCCAUGUCUAAUAGAAAGGUAGUGAUUUGGCGCCAUUUUGCGGCAUCGGAAGGCCAAGAAACUAUGACGGACUGGCGGACCUUCCGUUAGACAGGCUAGUCGCUGCGAAAAUGCUAAAUUUGACCUCGUGACUUUAUUUUAUUCCUAGUGAAAACCACUUGCUGUACUUAUUUUAAGACAGUUUUGACUUCUUUAGAAAUUUUCAGCAGGGCAAAAAGGACUUUGAUACAAGAUCCUACUGUAAGAAUCUUAUCAAGUCGAUUAUUGAGUUCCAUUGGCAGAUUUUUUUUUUUUCCACUUAUUUUAGGAAUAUUUUUUUUUACGUUUUGAGAAGGUCAUUUUCUCCAGUGAAUCUUGCGGCAUCUCACGGGAAUUCGAAAGCUUUUAUGGAGGUGGGGUGUCAAUUACAGUUUUUCGCUAUUUGCGGUGUUGACACCCACCAAGAAAGGUUUAUAAUUGCCUAUAUUAACCUUCUAACCUAGUUGAAAUAGUAACUAUACCACAAACUAUGUAUUAGCCAAAAUCACUGAUAAUUUUCUGACUCAACAUUACCAUUAAAAGUAAAUGUCUUAUAGAUGAUUUGAUUUAAAAAAAAUUAAAAAAAAAAAAGAUACACCAGCAAAAACACGCAUGUGCACCGAAGACUCGACGUAACGUCUAACAACCCAGGCUAAACUUAGCUCCUCCUUCCUCCUGCCAAUCAAGUGAAAUUGGAUCAUUUCGGACGGCGCAGUGGUUGGGAAUCACCGCGCUAGCUUCUCCGACCGACCCUGGUUUCCAUAAUACGAUUGCCAGUUAACAUUCUGAAGUUCUCAAGUCAUUUUUCUUGACUCGUCAUACCGUGAUUGGUGCGUGUGUGCGUGUGUGUAAAUACUAUAUACAGUACGCUUUCUACUGGCGUAUGUGUAUGCCUUUGUAAAUAGUGUGCUUGACUGAAUGAGCGACGACUUUCAUGACUAAUAAUAUUUGUGUUGUUUAAUCAGUGGCGGUGGUCAACCUUGCUGCUAUAGCGACCAAUCGCCCCCUCCCACCCCCCUGUCAGGGGAUUGUCCUGCUAUAAUCCUUAUUUAUAUCUUGAUUUAGUAAAUCUGGCCCCCAGUUUGCAUAUGUUCACUCUUAGAAAAUGACAGGUUGGGUUCUGAUGGCAUUUUUGAGAAAUUUAGAACUAUUUUAGCACUUUUUUUUUCUUCUUCUUCUUCUCUCCCCGCCACUACACCCCCCCACCCCCCCCACCCCUUCCGCCUCUUAAUAUGGCAAUCUGGUGUUGGAAGCAAACUCACAGCCUUAUCAAAUUAGAAUGCCAUUUUUAUUUAUUUAAAUUUUUUUUUAUAUAUAUAAAAAAAUACUGGAUGAACUGGGGUGAAAGAACAAAUUUUAUUAUUUUUUUAAAUUUUCAAAUGACCUCAUAGCUGUAAAAUCCAAAUUUGGGAAAUAAGCUAUAUACUCAAAUGUUUGUGACCAAGUGCCAUAUUUGGUUAAGUUGGGAUGGUGCAAAAUUGUAAUUCUAAUGGUAAUGAAUGUUUGUUGGCUGUUUUAUCUACUUGAUCAUUUCAAGAUGGUUUUCUCAAAGUUUUUUUCUUUUCUUUUUUUUGUUGAUGAAGAAACAUUGGACAAAUGCUUUGGCCAAUUAACAGGCAACAAUGUUUUAUUUAUAUAAUUGCAUUCUGCUUUGAAAAUAAUUAAACAUUGACUUAAUAUUUUUUGUCAAGUGGUUCCACACAAUUUUAUAUAUUUUUUAAAACUAAACAUCCCCCAAAAUGUUUCCAGAAAAAAACAUAUCGUUAAACAAGCUACUAAAUGUAGUUGUGUAGGAGUUGUUGAAAUCAAAAUAUUAACUCAAACAAAAUCAACUUUUUUGUUUGUUUGUUUGUUUGUUUCGCCAAUGAAAUUCAAUAGUGUGGAAGUGGCUAGAUAAAAAUAUUGAUAUAGGAAAACAAGAAAAAUAUUUUGUGUUUAACUGACUAUAUACUAAUGUUUUGAACUGGCUGUCAUUAAAAAUACUAACAAAUAUAUACUAUUUACUAUUUUGUGUUCAACUUUGUAAUACAUUUAAUCUUUAAAAUAUAUAUUUUUGAUUUUAACUACAAAAUACAAUUGUGUGGGUUCAGUUGACAUACAACAAUAUUCAAUAUUAACACAAAAAAUACAUAAUGUCAAUAUUUAUGUUGCGCUGUAUAAACUCAAAAUACUUGUUUAAAUUGUUAAACGGGGGAAAGUGUCGAAUAUUUUUGGGUUCAACUAGAAAAUAUAUUUGUGUGUUUUCACAUGACACAAAAAAUAGUUAAAAAAUAAUGCAGAAUUUUGUAUUUUAACACCAAAAUACAAUUGUGUCGGCUUGUUCGACAAAAAAAUAUCUAAACUGUAUUUUGGUGUUAAACUGACAAAAUACAAUUGUGUUGAACUGCUUGUCCUGAAAAAAAAUAACAAAAUAUAUCAAUAUUGUAUAUUUUUUGUGUUCAACUUCAAAAUACCAACUGGGUGACUUUAUUGACCUGAGAAUGUUUUAAUAUUUUUAUUUAAUUUGUCUUGUGCAACAGACAAAAUAAUUGCAUUGAACAGGUUUACAUCCAAAUAUUAAGUCAAUGUUUCAUUAUAAUUUUUUUCUUUUUUAGUGUUGUACCAUACCAACUUUAACCAGAAGAGGCGUGAAAAUAAAAAAUGUUGAGGAGCCAUGAUGUAAUCAUCCAUCAUUUGCAUCUUUAUGACUAAAACCUAAUGAGAAGAUUUGUAUUGCGUCCAAUACAAGCUGUCAAAACCCAACCCUGGCGUCAAAAAAGCGUUGAGGCGGGACAACCAAUAAGGGCGAAAGGGAGAAGCGAAUGUACGAUUGAUGAGCGGUCGUGACACUGAAUGAUUGAGGGCGCUUCCCUCAAACUGUUGUUAUCAAUCAAAAGGGAUACAUCCAGAGUGGAUAGGCUGUUUUUUUUUUGCGGAGCACAUUUUUUUGUUUUUUUGUUUUGUUUUCACGUUUGGGUCCCAUGACAGAUUUUUUUUUUUGUGCUAAAUAUACAGUGGUGCCUUCAGAUAACAAAUCUAAAAUCAUAUUUCCCAAUUGAAAUGAAUGGACAUGCUAUUAAUCUGUUCCAGCCUCCCCACAAAAGAUUUUUGUUUUGUUUUUUAAAUCACGAAAACAGCACUAGUAAUAUUGUACUGCGUACAAACAUAUAUUAAUAACGUCAUUAAAUACAAUGUCAACAAUGAAACCUUUUGUGCAUCAUCAUUCAUUGCAGCUCCUUCUGGUGUGUGCGACUCGGCCACCAGGGGGCAGUAUAAUACAGUCAUGCAGACGCAAACGAAGAAGACUUUCACAACUACUGCAGUAAAAUUAGUUGUAUUUCCGCAGAUGAUAAAGACUAUAUACCCGUGAGUAUUGUUGUGUUGGCUGUCUACAUGUGUUGCUGCACCGAUUGUUUUCAAAUAUUCGCCGCUUAGAGGGUUAUAAAAUAAACUUAAAGGGUUAUAAACUUCAAUUGGGAAUGGCUGGCAGAAGCCUUGAAGUCUCUUUUUUGAAGAAUUUUUUCUGUCUGCUGCUUGUUGUGAAGCGAGUUGAGUUCACUGCCACCAUACAGCGCUCGUGUCUCAAGAUUUUUUGCAAAAAAUAUAUAUAUAUAUAUAUAUAUAUAUAUACAUCUAUAAAAUCGUUGGAACGACGAGUCUCUAGCUCAAGGCACCACUGUACAAUUGUUCAACCUGAAGCCAAACUCUCCUUUCGAAAAGAUCCCAAAUGAAUUUCACUGAAAUGAUUCCCGAACGAUGUCUUAACAAGAGUUUACAUUGUGACGGCAAAACAACCCGAAUGUUGCGAUCUUGUUUUUUUUUUUUUUUUUUUUAAUUAAUAUUGUUUAUUUUGAUGUUUUCGAAGCGCGGGAUUGAGACUUUGUUUAAAUCAGCAGUCUGUCUCAGGCUCUUUUGUGUACGCGUAGUCAUUCUGGCGCUGAUUCUUAUGACUGCAACCGUGAAUCAUCAAGCCACCGAUUAAAAGAUUUCCUUUUUA
Molecule: messenger RNA, 7166 nt
Organism: Phyllopteryx taeniolatus (common seadragon)
Lineage: Eukaryota; Metazoa; Chordata; Actinopteri; Syngnathiformes; Syngnathidae
Gene: hs6st1a
Product: heparan sulfate 6-O-sulfotransferase 1a
Exons: 4
Coding region: 421-1707 (428 amino acids)
Cellular component (GO): membrane
Molecular function (GO): heparan sulfate 6-sulfotransferase activity
Source: RefSeq, a predicted model, not a curated record